Molecule: messenger RNA, 1497 nt
Organism: Arachis duranensis
Lineage: Eukaryota; Viridiplantae; Streptophyta; Magnoliopsida; Fabales; Fabaceae
Product: transcription factor TGA9
Exons: 6
Coding region: 196-1347 (383 amino acids)
Biological process (GO): DNA-templated transcription; regulation of DNA-templated transcription
Molecular function (GO): sequence-specific DNA binding; DNA-binding transcription factor activity
Source: RefSeq, a predicted model, not a curated record
GAGAGAGAGAGAGAGAGAGAGCUACCAACCAUAAAAAAUGAUGAAUUCCGAGGGAAAUCUAGUUGGAAGGCGUGCGAUUAAAAUCUUAGAAGCCUGAUGACUUUGUUUUGCAUCAUGAUACUUUAUUUCUUUCCUGAUCUUGUGAUGAAUGAAUAAACUUUAUUCAUCACAGGGAGGCCUGCAGCAACACUGGAAAUGUUCCCUUCAUGGCCAAUCAGAUUCCACCAAACCUCAAGAGGAGGUUGCAAGUCAGGAGGAUGGGAUGAAAACACAGACUCAGGAUCAGGAUCAGGUGUGAACACCAACACCCUUUCAAGCAAAUUGGAAACGGAACCCCAUCAUAAUCAUUUUGAAUCACAAGAUUCUCCAAUUAGUAGCCAACAACAAGAAGAUCAAGAGGUGCAGCUGGCAACUAGUGAUGCCUCAAGAAAAGGGCCAUCACCCCAACAAAAGAAAAAAGGAGCGAGUUCCACAUCAGAGAAGGCAGUGGAUGCAAAGGUGAAGACACUGAGACGGUUGGCACAAAACAGAGAAGCUGCAAGGAAAAGCCGUCUGAGGAAAAAGGCUUAUGUGCAGCAACUAGAGUGUAGCAGAUUAAAGCUUACUCAGCUGGAAAAGGAGGUAGAAAGAGCAAGAUCACAGGUAUCAGGAACAGGAGGAGGAGGAGGAGCAAUGAUGUUUGACAUGGAAUAUGGAAGAUGGCUGGAAGAUGAAGAGAGGCAGAUGGGGGAGGUGAGGAGGGGGCUGGAGGGGGGAAUAUCGGACGGGGAGAUGAGAGUGAUAGUGGAGAGUUACAUGAGCCACUACGACGAACUCUUCAGGCUGAAGGCGGAGGGUGCCAAGUGGGACGUGUUCCACAUCAUGAAUGGCACAUGGACAUCCCCCGCAGAGAGGUGCUUCCUGUGGAUGGGUGGUUUCAGGCCGUCAGACCUGGUGGGACUGCUGAUACACCAGUUGGAGCCUCUUGCGGAGCAGCAGAUCAUAGCCAUGUACGGACUGAGACACUCAUCCCAGCAGGCUGAAGACGCUCUUUCUCAGGGGCUUGAGCAGCUCCACCACUCUCUCCUCCACACCAUCUCCCUCCCUCAGAUGCUUUCUGCCAUGGCCAAGCUUUCCAACCUUGAAGCUUUCCUCCUUCAGGCUGAUCAUCUGAGGCAGCAAACUCUUCACCAAUUCUGUCGAUUUCUCACCAUUCGUCAAGCAGCUCGCUGUUUCCUUGUCAUUGGAGACUACUAUGCUCGUCUUCGCGCCCUUAGUUCUCUUUGGGCCUCCAGGACCCUCAUCAACAAUCAUCACGAUAACUCAUCCAUCGACUUGCAAACGCAAAAUCAUUUCUCUAAUUUCUGAACAAAUAUUUGUCAUUUUAGCUAAAUGUGUCUCCAUCUGUUAUUGUAAAUAAAAUUCGAGUUUUAUGUGCAUUACGAGGAAGUUCACUUUAGCUUACAACAUCAUAGUAUCCACUAUAUAUAUGCAGAUCAGUUUUAUUUGCUUUUGUAA